UCAGCACAUAAGAGUAGUGCUUUGGCACUUCAGUUGAUUAAGACAUCCCUCCAGUUAAAAAGGCCUGAAUUUGGUUGAUGUGUUCUGCAUGGAUUUUGUGCAUGAGUUGACCGAGGUUCUCCCCCAGCUAUUGAAACCCCACCGCUGACUCGGUUAGUUUGGAGAUGGACCCAAAUUCAGCAUUAAGCAGUAUGGGUAGUGGAGGAAAUGCCACCCCACUACCCUGCACUGGGUGUGGAGGUUCCUGUGGAGCACCACCCCCCUCCAUCGUGCUACCAAACACGAAUCAGAGUCCCUGCCUCACUCAUGCAGAGAACGGCAGCAGCUGGAACUCCUCCACCCUGUCGUCCUUGGGCAGCUCCCCUGAAUCUCACAUCCACCAGCAUCACGGAGCCUCCAACCCCUACUGGACGGCCGUAUUUGACUAUGAAGCAGCGACUGAGGAGGAGUUGACCCUAAGGCGCGGGGAUCUACUGGAGGUGCUUUCCAAGGAUUCAAAGGUGUCUGGAGAUGAAGGCUGGUGGACUGGUAAGAUCCAAGACAAGGUGGGCAUCUUCCCCAGCAACUAUGUGACGCGAAGUGACACCACGCUGCCCACUGGAGGUUUACUGGUGGGUGGUGAUAGUCCUCUGGAGAUCGACUUCUCAGAGCUGUUCCUGGACGAGGUUAUAGGAGCAGGAGGCUUUGGGAAAGUGUAUAAAGGCUUGUGGAGGGAGGAGGAGGUGGCUGUGAAAGCAGCACGCCAGGACCCCGAUGAGGACAUCAGCGCCACGGCGGAGAGUGUGCGGCAGGAGGCACGUCUCUUCUGGAUGCUCAGGCACCCCAACAUCAUUGCACUGAAGGGCGUCUGCUUAAAAGAGCCUAAUCUUUGCUUGGUAAUGGAAUACGCUCGUGGCGGGGCACUAAACCGGGCACUCGCGGGGAAGAAGGUUCCUCCCCGGGUUCUGGUUAACUGGGCAGUGCAGAUUGCUACUGGCAUGGACUACCUGCACAACCAGACCUUCGUGCCUGUUAUCCACAGGGAUUUGAAGUCCAAUAACAUUCUUAUUCUGGAGCCAGUGGAGAGGGAUGACCUGAGUGGUAAGACGCUAAAGAUCACAGACUUUGGAUUGGCACGGGAGUGGCAUCGCACCACAAAGAUGAGUGCAGCGGGCACCUAUGCCUGGAUGGCUCCAGAGGUCAUUAAACUGUCGCUCUUCUCUAAAAGCAGCGAUGUGUGGAGUUUUGGGGUACUUCUUUGGGAGUUGCUGACUGGUGAAGUGCCGUAUCGAGAGAUUGAUGCCUUGGCUGUGGCCUAUGGCGUCGCCAUGAACAAACUGACCCUCCCUAUUCCCUCCACCUGCCCUGAGGCCUUUGCUCAACUGUUGGGAGAGUGCUGGAGCCCGAACCCUCACAGUCGUCCCUCAUUUAGUAGUAUACUGCAAAGGUUGUUGGCCAUCGAGCAGUCCUCCAUGUUCCAGAUGCCACUGGAGUCUUUCCAUUCACUGCAGGAGGACUGGAGGCUGGAAAUCCAGCAGAUGUUUGAUGAGCUGAGGGCCAAAGAGAAGGAGCUGCGUUCCUGGGAGGAGGAGCUGGCUCGGGCUGCAGAGGAACAGAGGACGCAGGAGGAGCUGUUGAAGAGACGAGAGCAAGAGUUAGCAGAGCGGGAGAUCGACAUCGUGGAGAGAGAGCUGAACAUCAUUAUCCAUCAGAUGUACCAGGAGAAACCACACGUGAAAAAGCGCAAGGGCCACUUCAAGAAGAGCCGGCUCCUGAAACUGGGCCGAGACAGCAACUGUAUCAGCCUGCCCUCUGAUUUUGAGCAUAAGAUCACAGUGAAGGCCUCUCCCAGUAUGGAUAAGAGGAAAAGUCAGGGCAGUGAGAGCACCACUCCCCCUGCCAGUCCAGGUGUUAUACCUCGCCUCAGAGCCAUUCGAUUGACCCCGAGUGAUGGGAGGAACACUUGGGGGCGUACAGCAGUGUGUAAGAAAGAAGACCUGGCAGGGGCAAAAAAGAAGGGCCGCACCUGGGGUCCAAGCUCCACCCACCAGCGGGAGCGUGUUGGAGGAGAAGACAGGUUAAAGUCACUUGGAGAGGGGAAGGUGUGGUCCUCCAGUGCUCCUAAUCUUGGCAAGUCCCCCAAACAUGUCCCUAUAACUGGUGGCUUCUCCAGUCUCAAUGAGAUGGAGGAACAGUCUGAGCUCGAGGAGCGAUUGGCUCCGGAGGGCAGUAGCAACGGGGCAGCGGAGGAUGCCAGUCACACAUGGACAGGUGUAGGGCCUGGAGUGGGUUCCCAGGAUCCUUUGCGGCGCUGCAAUCAGAGGAAGAAGAGUGACAUGGUACUGCUGGGCUGUGCCUCAAUCUUGGCUGCUGUGGGCUUCGGCUCAGACCUGCUCCAGCUGGGACGAUUGCAGGUGAGUCAGGACGAACAGGAUGCACGAGAGGAGCAAAGAAAAAAGAAGGAAGGUCUGUUUCAGCGCACAGGCAGAUUCCGGCGCAGCACAUCUCCCCCAAGCCGUACGCUGUCCCUGUCCUUGUCCCACAACCGUCAUCAUCAGGAGUCCGCGCUGCCCUGCCUGGACCCGUCUCCUUCUGUCACACUCCUCUCCCUCUCCUCUCUUUCUGACUGCAACUCCACCAAGUCCUUGCUGCCUUCAGACCCAGACGAUCUGAUCCCAAGUCCGAGCAGCACUAUGCCCUGCCCAGCACCCGCUCUAAACCCCCUGCUGGACCUGCGAGCAGAGAGUUUCAAACGGGAGCCCAACCAGUCGCUCACACCCACCCACGUCUCUGCCACCAUGGCUGUGAACCGCGGGCACCGACGCACACCAUCUGACGGUGCCAUCAGACCUCGUGCACAGACAGUGACAGGGCACCGACGCACGCCCUCAGACGGCAGCAUGCCGAUUCCUCCCAUCACACCUAAUAAUGCACCAAACACAGGUUCUCGUGACGCUCUAGAUAUCCCUCGUCUCCCGGAUCCAUCCACAAUCUUCCCCGCAGCGCAUCGGCGUAAAGCUCCUCCUUCUUCCGAAUCCCAGACCGGAACCCUCGAACGGCCCAAGACGUUGGAGUUCGCUCCCCGUCCCCGCCCCACCCCGGCCCGGGCGCGCCCAGACCCGUGGAAGUUGUCGUCACUGUCCCGGACGCUCAGUUCAUCUCCAGGGAGCAGCUGUGACAGUCCGCUAGGCUCUGGGGACAGCGGGGUCAGUGCAGGAGCCACCACUGGCCGCCCAACUCUGCUGGACAUAGACAUGGAGGGGCAGAGCCAGGACAGCACGGUGCCUCUAUGUGGGCAGCAUUCACAAGCCACAAUGUGUGAGCAGCACUUCUUAUAA
Molecule: messenger RNA, 3317 nt
Organism: Ictalurus furcatus (blue catfish)
Lineage: Eukaryota; Metazoa; Chordata; Actinopteri; Siluriformes; Ictaluridae
Gene: map3k10
Product: mitogen-activated protein kinase kinase kinase 10
Exons: 11
Coding region: 165-3317 (1050 amino acids)
Biological process (GO): protein phosphorylation; positive regulation of apoptotic process
Molecular function (GO): protein binding; JUN kinase kinase kinase activity; ATP binding
Source: RefSeq, a predicted model, not a curated record